AUGACACUCGACACGGUUCGGAGCUCCGUUCAAGCCGAGACUGGCAUCGACCCGAUAUCACAGCACCUCUACCACAACGGUCGUCUAAUUACAGACAGCUCAAAAACAAUGGAGCAGUUGCAGAUAGGCGAUGGCGAAAUGCUCGCGCUCCAUGUACGGUCGCCGAGAUCAAAUGCCGGUGCCGGCCCUUCCAAUCCCGGGAGACAACAACGCGAACAGCAGGGUUCUGCUGCACUAGAUCAUGAUCCAGAGGUUAUGAGACUUACCAUACUGGGAGACCCGGCCACUCGGGCGGUGGUCGAAGCCAGGAACCCCCAACUGGCAGCGGUGCUUGACGACCCAGUGGCCUUCCGGAACAUGAUAUCUGGUGACCGGGAUCGAGAACGAAGGGAGCGUGCGGAGCGACAGAGGGCGAUACAGGCCUUGAACGACGAUCCAUUCAACGUGGAAUCACAAGCCAAGAUCGAGGAAAUGAUCAGGCAGGAAUGUGUACAGGAGAACCUCCAGAUCUUCGGUCAAGUGCAUCUUCUAUACUGUAACGUCGAAGUCAAUGGCAACAAGGUCCAGGCCCUUGUGGAUUCAGGUGCGCAGGUGACUAUCAUGUCUCCGGCAUGUGCCGAGGCUUGCGGAAUCAUGAGGCUAGUGGACACACGAUUUUCAGGCAUUGCCCGUGGCGUAGGAACGGCCAACAUCAUCGGAAGAGUCCACACUGCCCCCAUCAAGAUUGGCAGCCUCCACCUACCCUGCAGUUUUACCGUCAUGGAAGGCAAGGCAGUCGACCUUUUGCUGGGCAUAGACAUGCUCAAGAGGUAUCAAGCUUGCAUUGAUCUCAUGAAGAAUAAGCUUGUUAUUCAGGGUCAAGAGAUCGAUUUCUUGGGUGAGGCCGACAUACCAAGGCAGUUGGAGGAACAAAUUCUUGAUGAACCUACCAUCAGCGGACCAGGUGGCACAACGAUUGGUGCGCGCUCGGGUGCAGUCAGGGCUCCAGCAGCAAUUGGUGCAUCAGCCGACGCAGCCGGUCCGACGUCGACCACCCCUGCACCAUCGGUCCCCGCACCUGCUCAAGCCUCAGCGCCGGCAUACCCUCAAGAGCACAUUGAUACCUUGAUGGGCUUGGGAUUUAGCCGAGAGAAAGCCAUUGAAGCGCUGAGAUCGACCGAUGGAAACCUGGAAUAUGCUGCGAACUACCUCUACCAGCAGCUGUAA
This is a messenger RNA of Pyricularia grisea, 1206 nucleotides long. RefSeq lists its product as uncharacterized. Gene Ontology annotation, molecular function: protein binding; aspartic-type endopeptidase activity. NCBI's taxonomy places the organism in Eukaryota, Fungi, Ascomycota, Sordariomycetes, Magnaporthales, Pyriculariaceae. The record is from RefSeq and is a predicted model, not a curated record. The transcript is spliced from 2 exons. Gene Ontology annotation, biological process: proteolysis. Bases 1 to 1206 code for a protein of 401 amino acids.